Stylonychia lemnae is the source of this 867-nucleotide messenger RNA. NCBI's taxonomy places the organism in Eukaryota, Ciliophora, Spirotrichea, Sporadotrichida, Oxytrichidae. The record is from the annotation of a GenBank genome assembly.
AUGGAAGACACCGAAUCAAGAAUUCUCAGAAUUUUACAAUCCAAUCCAGAUGGGGUUGAAGACUAGCUUUUAACAGUUGCUCUUAAGGAUAUUGAUGAGGCUUAAAAAGUUAUCUCUCUCAACAGAUUGAUUGAUAAUAACAGAGUAAUUUUAUUUGUUUCAGGCAAAGGACAACCUGUGUAUAAGUAUCAGAGUGAGGAUUAGGCUCUUAAACUGAGAGAUCUUCUGCCAGAAGACGUUCUUGUUUAUUAGUUAAUUGAAGAAUCAAGAGACAAAGGCAUACAAACAUAAGAUCUAAAGACAAAGCUGAUGCCCUAGGGCUUUAAUUCUGCAAUAUUGAAUAAGAUACUUAAAAACCUAGAAAAGAAAGGACUCGUCAAGAAAAUUAAAUCUCUUCAGCAGAAAAAUAGAUUGGUUUGGAUGCUUAUGGAAGUUGAACCGUCCUCAGAGGUAACUGGAGGAAUGAUUGGCUAGGACAACUUUAACUUAAAAUUGAUAGAAGUAAUACAGGAUAGAGUAGUUGAAUACUUAAGGAAAUCAGGUUAGACUUCAUACAGAGAGCUCAGUCUACACAUAAAAUAAAUUGGAGUCAUUCCAUAAGGCUAAGAAUUUAGAGAUGAAGAUAUAAAACAGAUCAUUCAAGUAUUGGUUUAUGACUAAUUAAUUGAGCAAACUUAUUCUUUAGCAGGUCCAAGUAUUUAAUCUGGAGAAAACGCAAUUUAUAAACUUAGCAAUAAUAAGUACCCCCAUCAAGUAUAUUACACUCAAACUCCCUGUGCCCACUGCCCAGUAAGAAAUGAAUGCGGACCGAGUAAUUUAAUUAACCCUAGAAGUUGUCAAUAUCUAAAUGAAUGGUUAAAUGCUUGA